Messenger RNA from Boeremia exigua, 465 nucleotides. RefSeq lists its product as uncharacterized. The coding region runs from base 180 to 458 and encodes 92 amino acids. The record is from RefSeq and is a predicted model, not a curated record. Lineage: Eukaryota; Fungi; Ascomycota; Dothideomycetes; Pleosporales; Didymellaceae. The transcript has 3 exons.
UUAUGAUUGUUGACUCGGUAUACGCUCGCUUGUUCGUUUACGCUGCAAAGUGCCUGCGAGGAUCAUCUGAUGGCUUUGGCAGCAGUGAGUUCCGCAGAUCUCUGUGGUGCUGAGUCGAAUGGAGCCUGCAGCUUUGCUCCCUUGGUCUGACAAUCUGCAUCGGCUUGCUAAGAUGGGGAAUGGGCAAGCAUGGACACGAGCUUUCGGCAGGAGAGCGCGAGAGCUCUUUGAAGGUAUUCUACGCUUCCUUGACUGUGUAUGAUCUUUCUCUCGGAUUGACAAAGUGCUCGAUCAUUGUCAAAUGCCUGCGAAUCUUUCCGACCAGGCGACUUGAGGUCGCUUGCUUGCUCGUGCUUGCUGCUACAAUGAUCUAUAGGUUGUGCACAGUACUUUGCAGCAUACUCAUCUGCCUGUCACCACGAGCGUUUUGGACGCGGACCUGCGCGAUGUCUGGGUAAACUCGCA